Aphidius gifuensis is the source of this 1922-nucleotide messenger RNA. RefSeq names its product intraflagellar transport protein 20 homolog. Gene Ontology annotation, cellular component: Golgi apparatus; intraciliary transport particle B; cilium. The transcript has 3 exons. The coding region runs from base 91 to 483 and encodes 130 amino acids. The record is from RefSeq and is a predicted model, not a curated record. Gene Ontology annotation, biological process: intraciliary transport; protein localization to cilium; centrosome localization. NCBI's taxonomy places the organism in Eukaryota, Metazoa, Arthropoda, Insecta, Hymenoptera, Braconidae.
AAAUACACAAAAGAAAGCACCUAUAGACGAAAGAACGCACCUAUUGUACUUUUUUUUAAGGGUAAAACAGGUUUUGUUGAUUUUCUCACAAUGACAGAUUCCUUAGCAAAGUACGCUGUAUAUAUCGAUGAUUUUAGCAAAAUCUGCGUUUUGGAACCAGACGUAGUAAAUCAAAGUGAAAAAUUAAAAACAGACUGCUAUGGCUUUAUUACGAAAACAACAGAUUUUAAACAAAAAUCAGAUGAAUUUAUAUCACAAAUGGAUGAAUUGGCAAAAGAUGUAGAACGAGAAAAAAUGCAAACAAUAGGAGCAAGAAAUGUUUUUCGAUCUGUUGCUAAGCAACGAGAGACAGAGAAAAGAAAAAUACAGACGCUAAUGAUGGAAAAGGCAAUGGAACUCGAGAGACUACGAAUUGAAUUUGAGUCGUUAAAAAAAAUAGAAGUGGAACAACUUGAAACUAUUGAGCACUUAACAGUUAAUUGAAUUUACAAAGGAAAAAAAAAUUAAAAUUGAACUUUGCGUCUCUUAUCUUUCAUGUUGUCGAUAUUGGAUAUAUUUAAUAAGCUGCAGAAAGAAAUAGUUUUAAACCAGAAUAAGUGAAUAACCAUUUUCUUCUGAUAAAAAUUUAUAUAAUUUUGUUUAUUUUAAUUCUCGAUACAUUAACUUAAUUAUGAUUCUUUGUUCAUUUUGUGUGUGUACUGUUGAGACUGGCUACAGUACGAAUAUGUGAAAGCUAAAGACAAAUAACCAAGUUGUAUUGUUUUUUCAUUUUGUAUUUCUUCGAAACAAUUAUUAGAGAAUUUUUCUCAUUCUCAAAAGGCACAUCUUUCUUUUCUCAUGGUUUCAAAAUAUUUUUCAGUUAAUUAUCUGUAUGUAUGUUUGUGAUAACGUCAAACAUCUAAUAAUAAUUGAAAAUUUCGAUUUCAAGUAAUUCUCAUAAUUCACAAAGAAACUACAAAGUUUACGUCAUCAGCCAAAACUGUUAUUUAAUCUAUAGAAUUGUGUUAGGAAAAUAAAACGAAAAAAAAAAAAAAAAAUGCAUUAUUAUUGUAAAAAUAAAAAAUGUUUUUGAAAUUUUUGAAAUACAAUUAUUUCUAUCAUCUAAAAUUACUUUUUUUUAUUGAUUUUUUUUUUUUUUUUUUUUGCUUGUUUAUAUCGCAAAUAUUUACAUACCUAAUACACCUUGUUAAUGUAAGUAACGUAUAUUUACUUUUUUUUAAAAUUAAGCAAAUAAAUAAAUUAACAUUAUUUUGCUUAGGAGUUGAUGAUUGUCAUGAAAUUUAAAUUUUAAUACAAAUAAAGAUUUUUUUCCGAUUGAAUGAUGGACCUGGUUUGUAUAUGAUUUUUUUUUAUUUUAAUUGUAAAUAUAGGUUAAUAAUAGUAAUAAUAAUAAUAAUAAUAAUAAUAAUAAUAAUCGAUUUGGAGUAAAACUAAGGUUUGCUUGUUCUUUUUUCGUUUUUAAAAUAUAUUUUGCGAAGAUAUCUUGCUUCCUCGAAUCAACUCCAUGUGCUCCAAAUUGUUAAAAAUUAACUUGAACACACAAUACAUCGAUUUUUUUUCUUUAAAUUUCAAUUUUACCAAAACACAAUCGUGCGUAGGGGCGUAAGAGAGAAGAGCUUUAUAAUUGCUGACUUUAAUGUUGGUAAACAAAAAAAUAAUUAUUCAAAAAAAAAAAAAAAAACGAUAAAAAUAAUCAGAAAAACUAACUCACGUUCACUUUAGAUAGUUCAUGUUUUUCUUUUUUCAUUUCUUUCUGUCAGUUUUUAUCAACCUUUUUUUCUUUUUCCGCCAUUGUUAAAAUUAACAUUUUCAAACGGCUUCAAUUUUAGCUCGUUUUUCAUCAAUGGGAUUGUCAUUUGUAACAGAUUCAUUGGAUUCUGGAUUUUGUGUUGCUUUUCUUUUUUUUGUAUCUUCAACUUCGU